This is a messenger RNA of Cololabis saira (Pacific saury), 2295 nucleotides long. Its product is annotated as solute carrier family 2, facilitated glucose transporter member 11-like. Gene Ontology annotation, cellular component: membrane. The coding region runs from base 36 to 1571 and encodes 511 amino acids. The transcript is spliced from 12 exons. Lineage: Eukaryota; Metazoa; Chordata; Actinopteri; Beloniformes; Belonidae. Gene Ontology annotation, molecular function: hexose transmembrane transporter activity. Gene Ontology annotation, biological process: monosaccharide transmembrane transport. The record is from RefSeq and is a predicted model, not a curated record.
AGCGCACAGACUUACAGAAAAACAACAGCGACAAAAUGUCAAAGGAAUAUUUGGAUGAAUCCGAUCCUCUACUCACUAAAAGAUUCAAAUAUUCGAAGCAGUCUAGGUUUCCAAACAAGUCGCUUCUGCUGGCUAUGUUUGCUACAUGCAUAGGAGGAACCUUUCAGUGUGGAUAUAAUAUAUCUGUCAUCAAUGCACCCACAGGGUAUGUGCAAGAUUUCAUCAAUAACACCUGGAUCGACCGCUACAGAACAGAGAUUUCAGAAAAUGCUCUCAUACUCCUCUGGUCCACUUUCGCAUCCAUGUUCAGUGUAGGAGGACUUGUUGGAGUAUCCAUCGGCGGGACAUUGUCUGUGAAGCUGGGGAGGAAAGGGACUGUUCUGGCCAAUAACAUAUUUGCAAUACUGGGUGCUCUGCUGUUGGGCCUGAGCUCAUCUGCAGGAUUAUUUGAGUUGCUAAUCGUUGGACGUCUUCUUUGUGGGAUAAAUGCAGGCAUUGGUUUAUGUGUUGAGCCCAUGUUUUUGGGUGAAAUAGCUCCAACUGCCCUGCGUGGAGCCAUGGGAAUGGGAGUCUCGGUUUACCUCACCCUUGGGAUCUUGGUUGGACAAGUGAUGGGUCUCAAAGAACUCCUGGGUGGAGAAGAAUACUGGCCUAUUCUGCUCGCCAGCACUUGCAUCCCAGCAUUUAUCCAGCUCUUGACCCUUCCCUGGUUCCCAGAGAGCCCACGCUACCUGCUUAUUGACAAAGGAGACGAGGAGGCAUGUAAAAUAGCCUUGAAGCAGCUGCACAAUUCAGAUGACUGGGAGGAUGCUCUGGAUGAUAUCCAGAGAGAGAGGGAUAAUUUGGUUGGUUUCCAGGCAAAGAAACCCUGGGAGCUAUUUGCUGAUCGCAGUUUACGCUGGCAGGUUCUCACCAUCAUCAUUCUCAACUGUGCACAGCAGCUGAACGGCAUCAAUGCUAUAUACUUUUACACAGAUUACAUAUUCCAACAAUCAGGUAUUCCUGCUGAUAAAAUACCGUAUGCAGUUGUUGGCACGGGUGCCUGUGAAUGCCUCACUGCUUUGACAUGUGGUUUCCUCAUUGAAUCUCUGGGGAGGAAAAUGCUCAUCGCAGGAGGGUAUAUACUGAUGAGUAUUUGCUGCAUUUUAUUCACCAUUACACUGGCUUUUCAGGAUGCCAGCCCUGUUGUUCCAUACUUGAGUGUAGUCUGUGUCUUUGCUUUUGUCUUGAGUUUUGGCUUAGGCCCAGGCGGUGUGACCAACAUCUUAACUACCGAGCUGUUCACCCAGACUGCCCGCCCUGCAGCCUUCAUGAUUGGGGGAUCUGUGAAUUGGCUCAGCUUUUCCCUUAUUGGCUUGGUCUUCCCGUUCAUUGUGAUCGAGCUGCAACAUUAUUGUUUCCUGGUGUUCUGCUUCGUCUGCAUUACUGUGGCAUCGUACAUCGUGUUCGUUGUCCCUGAAACCAAGAACAAAAGCUUCGUGGAGAUCCAGGACGAGUUUGAAUCCUCCAGGAAGAGAAAAGACAGCAGCUCUGAAAAAACAGGGGCAUUACUCCUGUCAACUUGUUUAUGAAAUGCACCUGAGUCCUCAAUAUUUCCACAAAGAUGAGCAAUAAGGUUUUUCCUUAGUAACAUAGUUUGAUAAAGAAUUGUGCACAACGUUUAUGAGCUUUAGGAGAUUGGUUUGUUGUUGUCUGUUUAAAUGGUCUGUAAACAUGAGCUGAUGUGAUUAAUGUAUAACAGUAUUUUGAAUGGUAGUUUGAACAACAGGCCUUAUAAAUAAAGGUUGUCCUAUUGAGUCUUUUCCAAUAGUGAUCAUUUUGGGUGGAAAAAGCGAACUUUGCAUCCUGUUUAAUCUUUUUUUUUUCUUUUUCUGGGGUAUGAGCCACACUUGUUUUAAAGAAACGGAAAAGAAAAGAGUAGUAGCAAUAGUAACAACAGUGAAUAGGAAUGUACUAGAUCUAGAGACUUUGGAUAAACUACCCCUCAGGACUUACAGGUUUCCUGAACAAGAUCUAACACAACAUUAGUUUGAGUACAUGUACUGAUGAUAAGAUAAAAACUCUGAGAUGAACUGAAUUAAAAGUUGUUUGACACAAAUUCCCAACUUGUUAGUGGCAUUUAUCCAUUUUCUAUAUCAAUUUACAGUAAUCCUGUACAGGGUCGCGGGGGUCUGCUGGAGUCUAUCACAGCUCAUUACAGGAGAAAGGCCGGGGUCUUGUUUGUGGCAUACUCUGUAGAAUUUUAUUUGUACCAAAAAUGAAAGUAAUCUCAUCAAGAUUAAAAUUUGCUCAGUA